Messenger RNA from Phalacrocorax carbo (great cormorant), 3207 nucleotides. The record is from RefSeq and is a predicted model, not a curated record. Lineage: Eukaryota; Metazoa; Chordata; Aves; Suliformes; Phalacrocoracidae.
GGUGUUCUGGGGAACCUGGGGUGAGAGCUAGCCCCUAAGUCCCUUGGGCACAUGCAUGGGCUUUCCCCUCCCCUGUAGCCUGGGUGCCCCGAGGGACCCCGGAGGGUGCCGGGGCGGGAAGAGGGAGGGCCAAGGCAGGUCUCUCCUCCCCUGCCCUCCCCUCUCCUCCCUUGCUGGGUCUGUUGCUGCCAGACCAGCUGCCUGCUGGGGCUGCACGUCUGGGGGAUGUCGGUUGCUGGGGCGUCCUGGGACCCGCAGGGGCUGCAAACGGUGGGCAUCAUCCUGCUGCUCUGCUCCAGCCUCAAGCUACUCCAUGCCCUGGGCAUCAUCGACCUGCCCAGGGGAGGCAACCCGCCAGGCCAAACUAAAAAAGCGCUGAAGCAGCGAUUCCUCAAACUGCUGCCCUGCUGCCGGCCCAAAUCCAUCCCCUCGCUCAGCGAAAACAGCGUUGAGGAUGAGUUUGAGCUCUCCACCGUCUGCCACCGCCCUGAGGGGCUGGAGCAGCUCCAGGAGCAGACCAAGUUCACCCGUAAAGAACUGCAGGUCCUGUACCGAGGCUUCAAGAAUGAGUGCCCGAGCGGCAUUGUCAAUGAGGAAAACUUCAAGCAGAUCUACUCACAGUUCUUCCCGCAGGGAGACUCCAGCACGUAUGCCACCUUCCUCUUCAACGCCUUUGACACCGACCACGAUGGCUCCGUCAGCUUUGAGGACUUUGUGUCUGGGCUGUCCGUCAUUCUGCGGGGCACCAUUGAUGAUCGCCUGAACUGGGCCUUUAACCUCUACGACCUGAACAAAGAUGGCUGCAUUACCAAAGAGGAAAUGCUGGAUAUCAUGAAGUCCAUCUAUGACAUGAUGGGCAAAUACACUUACCCAGCCAUGCGGGAGGAAGCGCCCCGGGAGCAUGUGGAAAACUUUUUCCAGAAAAUGGACCGAAACAAGGACGGCGUGGUGACAAUUGAGGAGUUUCUGGAGUCCUGUCAGAAGGACGAGAACAUCAUGCGGUCCAUGCAGCUCUUCGACAAUGUGAUUUAGCUCCUGGACCUGCCUCCAGCCGAGCAGUCCUGCCACCAGGCCCAGAACCUGCUUCUCUCUCGACUUUUCCUUCGAGCCUCCCCUCCGCCGGCUGCACAGACAUCCCCGUGGGAAGGGGCCUCCCUUCCCGGAGACACAAUUGGUGGUGGGAUCUUCCCUUUCCUCUGGGCCAGCUCCGCUUUCCUCGGGGGAUCCCAGGCAGGUGCUCCUGGAUGUUGGAGCAUGGGCACAGCUGGCACGGGGCGAGCGUUUAGCCUGGAUGGACCUCCCUGCACCUGUUCCUGGCAGGGAAGAUGCAGCCUCAGGCUGCAAUAGAGGCUUCCCUUGUGCACAGCCCCCCGUGCAGCCACAGCUCCCACACCCCUGACCCUCCCCAGCCCUGGGAUUCCCCAGCACCAGCUCCAGCACAGACCCUCCAGUGACACUGUCUAGAAACCAAUAAAGUCUUGCAACGGGUGCCAGUGCCUCAGCUUCCUCCCCUGCCCUGGCCGUGGCCUGCUGUGAGGAGCAUGUCUGGUGCAUUGGCCAUGAGCCACCAGCUGCCCUCCUUGCCCAGCCCCUGAGCGGUGGGUGGGCAGAGGGGCUGUGCCUGGAGAAGGCAGCCGCAUGGGCACUUGGGGUUCAUUGCUGUGUGAGUUGUGGGGAGUGACCCCUGAUCCCAUGGGGGGGGCCCCAGUUAGGCCUAGGAAGCUCAUCCUGGCUUGGGGAGAGGGGAUACUAAAGGGACCCCAAGGUGCCUUCUUGUGGCACUGGUCCCCCAGGAUGGAGGAUGCUGGGCUGGGAGGAGCUGCAACCUCAACCCCUGUCCCUUGAGUUCAGGGUGCUAGCACACAGAGGACCUCCGGGACCCACUUUGAGGCUUUGAUGGAGAGACACCUUUCCCACCACUCCCUGAGGACAUGGCAGCCAGUGCAUGGGGACACAUGGAGGAGGGAGGUGUGCUGUACUCUGGCGGCCACCUUAGCCCUCACAGCCAUGCUCCCUGCAUCAUUUGCUGCUGAUCUUCCCCUGCUCUCAUGCCCUGGUCUGUCCCAGCCCACCCGCUGCCGGGGUGGGGCCAGGGAGUGAGCAAUGGGGCAGAGAGGUGACCCCCCAGGCAUAGCCCUGGGCCAGGGGCACAGCUGAGCUGGCAGCUCCCUGGGGAGAAAGUCAAGGCUGGGACCGGCCAGGAGUCAUUGCUGUGCUGCUGGCAGGCUGGAGGGUCACCUUGAGGCACGGUGGGCUCAGCUUCUUCUGGCAUGGCCAUGCUCGGAGGUGAGAGCCUGCCUGGGGACCUUGGGGACGGAGCCAGCAUCCUGGGGCUCCCCACAUCUUUAUCACCAACAGCUCCUCAGAGCUGGGUGUGUGCAGGCAGGCCUGUCCUGUCUGCAAACCCCUCCAAGUCCUAGCUGGGGAAGUGAUGCCCACAGGCUAAUGAUCCCAUACCAAGCCCAGAAGCCCCUCUCUGCAAUCCCACGGACACUGGGAACGUAUGGAGCCCUGGCAGCCUUGGCUCUGCUGCUGCAGCCUCUGCAUCCUUAGCAGCUGAGGGCAGUCAGGGCUGGCUCAAGCUGCGGUAUCUGGGAUCAAUGGGAAAGCAGUGAGCAAGGCCAGUACACAUACCGGGCCGGGCCCCAGACCCAGGCUGAGCCCCUGGUGUCAGAGCCAUCAGAAAACCCCUCCCAGGGCCCUGAGACAAAGCUACGGGGCUGCCCCUCAGUGGGACUGUCCCUGGCCCAGCCCUUGCAGACAUGAUGUGUUUUUUAGGUUCAUUUAACACAUUGUUCAUCUCACAGUCCUGUUACUGGGUUUGCCGUGGGGCCAAGCUCCCACCUGCAGACUCCCAAAAGUGGGAGGGCAGGUAUCCUGAGCCUUACCCCUCCUGUCUCCUUCUCCCCCCCACCCAGGCUCUCUGGGUACCCACUGUCCCCUGCCACGCGGAGCAGAUGCUGCCUCCUCCCUCACGCUGCAGGUCGCAUGGCGUGACCCCCAGCCCUGGGGCAUGGUGACCCACAACCCGCUUGGCAUCUCCAGUCUGUAUAUUUUGUAUUAUAACAAUAAUAUGGGUUUAAAAAAAAAGACAAUAAAAUCUAACCACAAUCGCUAUGCACACCACCGUUAUAUCUUUGCCUCUGUCAGCCAUCUGGGGGGCAGGGGAGAUGGGGGCUGAGGGUCUUUCCAGAGGGUUGGCAGCCU